Nilaparvata lugens (brown planthopper) is the source of this 696-nucleotide messenger RNA. RefSeq names its product general transcription factor IIF subunit 1-like. The transcript has a single exon. NCBI's taxonomy places the organism in Eukaryota, Metazoa, Arthropoda, Insecta, Hemiptera, Delphacidae. The record is from RefSeq and is a predicted model, not a curated record. Bases 1 to 696 code for a protein of 231 amino acids.
AUGGAUUCAUCAGAUAAAUCCUUCCCUUCAGUGAUGGAGACAGACAGACUUCCUGUGACCGAUGAUGCAUUUGAGAUGACUCCUUCUUCUUCUUCUUUUUGUGAGUCAUCUUCACUAGAUGAAGAUGACUCACAAAAAGAAGAAGAAGAAGAAGAAAAAGUCUUAAAUACAUCAUCGGUCACAGGAAGUCUGUCUGUCUCCAUCACUGAAGGGAAGGAUUUAUCUGAUGAAUCCAUCACUGAAGGGAUGCAUUCAUCUGAUGAUUUGAUGGAUUUAUCUGAUGACUCCAGUACUUCAGACGACUCUCCAAAUAACUCACAACAAGAAGAUGAUGAUGACGACUCAGAUGAAUCAGAGAUGAGUGAUAAUGAACCAGUUGCUCGUGGUGGAUGGGUGGUUACUAAUGCGAACAGGGCAGUCACUGGUCAUAACGGUGCGGAGCCUGCUCAGAACGGGCUGGAGUCUGUUCAAAACAGUGUGGUGACCGGUCGGAACUGGACGGUGACUGCGACAAACAGCAGUGGCAAGAGUAGUCGAAAAAGGGCAGUGACUGCUCGAAACAGGCCGGAAUCAAUCAUCACUCAACCAAAAGUGUUGGAUGAACCAGUUAGCUCACGGACCAGGGCGGCCACCGCCAAAUCACAACAAGCUCUAAGCCCAGCUCAAUGUCUGCACAGGAAACAAGCACAGAAGUAA